CCACCUCUGUCGAGCCUGGAAUUCUGCUGCAUUCGACCUGCCUCAGAUAGGAUCCUCGAACUCUGCACAAUGGUCUCCGACAAGGUCGAAAAGAAGCGCAAGCGCGCCUCUGACCGCCACGAGCGGCCCAGCAAAAAGCCUGCCCUGGGACUGCAAGAUCUGCCUCCUCUGGCCUCCAGCGUCGUGGAGGAUGAUAGCGAACUUGCCCCGGUCAUCGUGACCACUCCCGGCCUAAACGCACCCCGCAAUCUCCGGCUUAAGCCCUAUCUCAAAACCCGCAGCAAGACCUCUUCCACUUCGACGCGCAACAAGGGAAUAGUCUCGUCUGAGCUGCUGCUCCAGUCUGCUGAGCACCCCAAGCUGGACUUUGUGGGUCGCGAGGCGGAGGAGGACGCCGACUCGCAGCUGAAGCACUACGUCGCAGUGGUCGACCCCGAGAACAAGACAUGGCAGUUUGUCGAGGUCCGAAAAAUGACGCUGCGCGGUGCGGUGCGGAAACUGCGCUCUAUCGAUGAAGAAGAAGAGGAGGAGGAAGAGGAGGAAGAGUUGCAAACCCUUCGUGCCCAACGCACUGAACUCACCAACACCUUCGGUACCAAGCAAUCCCGCAAAGCGGCGCAAUCUCUGGCCGAAAACGCACAGCUCUCCAACCUGCCUUCAGGGGCCGCCUCGGCCGCGGAGUCCGCCAUUCUGUCCUCGAUGCCGACGGAGGGCGUCAACGAUAUUGCCGCCAAGGCAGCCAUGGUGCAGGCGCAAGUGCAGGCCAACAAGCCUAUCCCGACGCCGCACCUGGACGCUGCUCACCCGGCAGAGGUAUACCCGCUCUCGGAGCUGGUGCCCAACGGCGAGUCGACGCUCCGACAGCUGCCCGGUGUGCAAGAAUGGAUCGAUACUGCCACAUCCGGGGAACCCGUGGUCACGACCUCGCGGUACGUCUCGCGCCGCGUCGAGGCCGUCAUCCAGUCCGGCAACACCACCCACCUCCAGAUCCUCCGCUUCAUCCUGCUGCUCCUCGAACUCAACCGCCAUCUCAAACGCGACCCCAAGGGCGCCGGCCCCGGCAGCAAACGCCUUCCGCCCCGCAACGAGCUCCGCACCGUCCUGUCCGGCGGCACCUCUCCCACAUCCGCGUCCUCCUCCGGCUCGUCCGAAGCCAUCCCUGACCCGAUCAUCGACGCCAUCCGCCGCAAGUUCGCCCCGGGAACCGGCGGCUCUCUUUCGCGCAACGACGUCACCUUCCUUCACACCACCAUCUGCGCUCUGUCGCUGCACAUCCCGCCCCAACCGGCCAAGGAUGGCGGAAACAGCUCCCAGGGCGGCAACGCCCCCAACGAGCUGGCCACCGACCCCUCGGAUCUGCGCGAUGAUCUUCACCUCGAGAGUCCUGUCAUCCUGCAGUACUUCCGCGAGCUGGGCUGCCGCGUCGAUAAACCCCGCGAGUCCGAGUUCGCCAAGUGGGGUAUCAAGGGCGGCAAGGCUGAGGCGGCGGCUCGCAGAGUGGCCAGGUUGCGGAUUCCUGUCGAAUUUCCCAAGGUAAGCCGCGGUGGUGGGAAGAGACGCUAGUGGAUAAACCCCCAAGCCACCCAAGAAGAAAGAAUAACAAUACCUCCCCAAAUUAUUAUCUGGGCCCUUUUGUAAAUUAGGAGGGAAAUAAGAGCUUGAGGGGGUUGUCCCAAUGCUUCAACCACCCCUACCUCCGCUAAUUGGAGCGUCGUUCCUCCCAAAGUUUCUUUUUCAGUAACAAGGAUGGAUGUUUUACCAUGUUCAUAUGCGCUGUGGUUGCAUGGUCGAGCAAAGGGGAGUCAAUCCGGAGUGGGCGGAUCCUCAGCUACUGAUAGCAUUUGUUUGUUCAGACCCAUAAAAAAAAGCAUCUGGUCCUUUGUUUCGGGGCGUUUGAUCGUCCCUUGGCGUCCUGGUUCCUGGUUGUUAUGUCUUGUUUUGUGUGUUUGUAUGUAUGUCACGGUAUGUCUUAUGUAUGUAUUUGAAGUUAUCUGGUGAGUGAGGUAGUUGGUAAGCGGCGAGGAAGUAGUUAACUACUAGAGACAGAGAG
Messenger RNA from Aspergillus saccharolyticus JOP 1030-1, 2050 nucleotides. Its product is annotated as DNA-directed RNA polymerase I subunit RPA49. The transcript has 3 exons. Bases 70 to 1563 code for a protein of 497 amino acids. Gene Ontology annotation, cellular component: RNA polymerase I complex. Gene Ontology annotation, biological process: transcription elongation by RNA polymerase I; nucleolar large rRNA transcription by RNA polymerase I; RNA polymerase I preinitiation complex assembly. Gene Ontology annotation, molecular function: DNA binding. The record is from RefSeq and is a predicted model, not a curated record. Lineage: Eukaryota; Fungi; Ascomycota; Eurotiomycetes; Eurotiales; Aspergillaceae.